AUGUGGAAGAAACGGCCUGAGUUUACUCUUUGGCUUUUAGAAGUCAAAGACAUCAACAUCGAAGCCUUAUCUAACUGGGAAGAGAAGAAGCUGUUUAGUGAUUUUGCUGAGGAUUUUAAUACGGCUUCGUUUCCCCACAAGAAAUAUUAUAACUUAGAAUUGUGGGAAGCAGAAGAACGCGCAAAAGCAGCUCAGGCAGCUUCAGUGCGGAAAGAAAUGACUGAGUUUAAUGAUGAAGCUCAGAGAAUGCGGGAGAUAAAGAAGCUGCGAGAAGAAAGGAGACGGAUGGCGACGGCCCAAGAGCUUGAGCUCCUGCGAAGAGACAGAGAAAAGGUGAUAGACAUGAGGGAGCAGCGUCUCCUCGCCUCCAAAGUGGAGACACUGUAUAAAGCUGGGCGAAACGCAGAGGCAGAGGCCUUAGCAGAGCGUCUGAAGCCAGACACCUGA
This is a messenger RNA of Eimeria acervulina, 447 nucleotides long. RefSeq lists its product as hypothetical. The transcript is spliced from 5 exons. Lineage: Eukaryota; Apicomplexa; Conoidasida; Eucoccidiorida; Eimeriidae. Bases 1 to 447 code for a protein of 148 amino acids. The record is from RefSeq and is a predicted model, not a curated record.